AUGACUUCCACACGUUGUGCUGUUUGCAAGUAUUUCAGAAGAAGAUGUCCUUCCGAUUGUAUUUUCUCACCUUAUUUUCCUCCCAAUAAUCCUCAAAGAUUCACUUGCGUUCAUAGAAUCUAUGGUGCUAGCAACAUUGGGAAGAUGCUUGAGGAAUUACCCGUGGAAGAUCGAGCAACUGCGGUUGAGACGUUGUACUAUGAAGCUAAGUGUAGAAUACAAGAUCCAGUGUACGGGUGUGUAGGAUUAAUUCCAUGGUUGCAACAAGAAUUAAAUAUCGCACAAAGCCAAUUAGCAAAAAUUCGAGCCGAAAUUGCUUUUCAUUAUGCUAAUGCUGCAAUAGUUGAGCCCAUACUGGGCUCGACUGAGCAGUCACUUCAACAACAUGGUGUUGAUCAUGGUCUAGAUGACCAUUCUUAUUCUUGGUUUUGGUAGUUAACACUUGUUUAAGUUUUGAGCUUUCGAAUUUAAAUUAAUAACAAUGUUGUUUUAUGUGAUUAUUUGUUACAACUCAAAAAGUUUGUAUGAUUAUUAAACAAAACAAAAUUUCUAAACAAAACGAUGCAUGGUUUUACACAAUGUGUAAAAACCAAAAGAUUUGUUUAGCAUUC
Messenger RNA from Lactuca sativa (garden lettuce), 611 nucleotides. Its product is annotated as LOB domain-containing protein 23. Lineage: Eukaryota; Viridiplantae; Streptophyta; Magnoliopsida; Asterales; Asteraceae. The record is from RefSeq and is a predicted model, not a curated record.